This is a messenger RNA of Gossypium raimondii (Peruvian cotton), 3595 nucleotides long. RefSeq names its product probable LRR receptor-like serine/threonine-protein kinase At1g12460. The record is from RefSeq and is a predicted model, not a curated record. The transcript has 2 exons. Bases 736 to 3396 code for a protein of 886 amino acids. NCBI's taxonomy places the organism in Eukaryota, Viridiplantae, Streptophyta, Magnoliopsida, Malvales, Malvaceae. Gene Ontology annotation, molecular function: ATP binding; protein kinase activity; protein binding. Gene Ontology annotation, cellular component: plasma membrane. Gene Ontology annotation, biological process: protein phosphorylation.
GUGAUGAAAGGUAUGGGUUGGUGGGAGAAUAAAUGCUUUUAAUUUUACAGACAAAACCAAGGCCCUACCUUUACACGGUGGUGAGUGAACCAAGACCACUUUGGGGUUUUCAUUUCAUUUUCUUUUUUCUUUAAUAGAAAAAUGGGAAGGGAGAGACUGAGAGACGGUUGUAAUUUUUUUGGUAAUGGGAUUGAAAAGAGCUGAGCUUUGAGAUGGAAAGAAAUGCACAUGCACGUGGUUAAGCUUCUGUUGGUGCCAACCGUUUAGAUAAUAAAUAUUUUUUACAUUAUAUGGUUGGUAUUAAAUUUGCUCACCUGUUUUCCUUUCCAGCCAAGAUGCCUUGUUCAUGUUAUUUGUUUGCACUUGUUUGAACUCACCAUUUUUAUUGCAUUUUUUUCUCCCAUGCUUUAUGCCUUUUUGUUUUUGUUUUUUUUUGUUUGAACUCUCUUUCUUCUGUCUAGAGCAAAAGGUUGAGAUUUUUAGCUCAAACCCAGAAAAAAAAGGUCAGAUCUUUGAUUCAUUGAAGAAAGUGGCUUUGUUGGGCAAAUGUAAGUAAAAAUGUCGGUGUUUGGACAUGAUCUUGAUGUUUUGCCUUUGGUACUCAAGAUUUUUACAAAUGCAAACAACAAGCUCUGCAAUUGGAAAAGCAGGAUAGGGGGAUCUUCAUUGAAUCUGGUUCGAUAAUGCCAAACGGUUAGACUCGAAUUUUUAUGUCCUCUUGCUGUUGUUUCGAGCAUGAGAAGGAUCCAUCAAUUCAUAGUUUCCCAUGCUUUGUUCUUCCUGAUUCUUUCUUGUUUUGGAAUCAAAACCCUCUUCACCAUUUCUUUAGCUGCAACUGAGAAGGAAAUUUUGCUCCAAUUUAAAGGAAACAUCACUGAUGAUCCUUACAACAGCUUGACAUCUUGGGUCCCAAGUGGUAACCCUUGUGUGGAUUUCAGUGGUGUGUUCUGCAAUCCUGAAGGAUUUGUGGACAGGAUUGUUUUGUGGAACACUAGCCUCAGUGGUCGGCUGUCAGCUGCCUUGUCUGGUUUAAGCUCACUCAGAGUCUUGACAUUGUUUGGCAACAGGUUUUCAGGUAAUAUCCCACAAGAAUUUUCACAGUUACAGACAUUAUGGAAGAUCAAUGUGAGCUCGAAUGUAUUGUCUGGUUCCAUACCAGAUUUCAUUGGCGACUUACCUAACAUUAGGUUUCUUGAUUUUUCAAAGAAUGGUUAUACUGGGGAGAUUCCGUUUGCUUUGUUCAAGCAUUGUUACAAAACAAAGUAUGUUUCUUUCUCACAUAACGGUCUUUCGGGUUCCAUUCCGGAGUCCAUUGCGAAUUGUAGUAACCUUGAAGGGUUCGAUUUCUCGUUCAAUAAUCUUACUGGUGAAUUGCCUUCUCGAAUUUGCGAUAUUUCGGUAUUGAAGUAUGUAUCUGUUGGUAGCAAUGCAUUGAGUGGCAGUGUGGUGGAAGAGAUUUCAAAAUGCCAAAGCUUGCUAGGCCUGGAUCUUAGCAGAAAUUCAUUCACAGGUUUUGCACCACUAGGAGUACUUGAAUUUAAGAACUUUACUUAUUUCAAUGUUUCACAUAACAGGUUCUUUGGUGAGAUUUCUGUGAUUGGAACCUGUAGUGGGACAUUGGAAUUCAUUGAUGCUUCAUGGAAUAGUUUGGAUGGGGAAAUCCCAACAAGCAUUUCAAGCUGUAAGAGCCUCAAAGUUUUGGACUUGGGGUUCAACAAGCUUAAUGGGACCAUACCAGCUAAUAUCGGGGAUUUGGGAAGUCUUCGAGCAAUUAGCUUGGCUAAUAAUUCAUUAGGUGGGACAAUCCCAGCAGGAUUUGGAAGCAUUGAGUUGCUACUGGUCUUAGAUUUGCACAAUCUCAACCUUGCUGGUGGAAUUCCUGAGGAUAUAAGCAAUUGCAGAUUUCUUCUUGAACUGGAUGUGUCUGGAAAUAUGCUAGAGGGACAGAUUCCUGAUUCCUUUUACAACAUGUCAAAUCUGGAAGUUCUCGACUUGCAUCACAACCGGCUGAAUGGAAGUAUCCCAUCUAGUCUGGGGAACUUGUCAAAAAUCCAAUUGCUUGAUCUCUCACAGAAUUCGCUUUCGGGGUCAAUCCCCCCUUCACUUGGGAAUUUGAAUAUGUUAACUCAUUUUAACCUUUCCUACAAUAAUCUCUCUGGUGUCAUACCUACUGAUCAGACCAUCCAGUCCUUUGGUCCAUCAGCAUUUUUUAACAAUACUGGACUCUGUGGUUCCCCUUUGGCAUCCUGUUCCGGAAGUGCCACAUCUUCCCCAUCUGGUAAAACCGAGGUCCUUAGUGUUUCUGCAAUUGUUGCCAUUGUUGCUGCUGCUGUGAUCCUUACAGGGGUUUGUGUGGUAACCAUCAUGAACAUCAGGGCACGCAAGAGUAAAAAGCAGGAAGUGACGGUGGUUGUCGAGAGUACACCACCAGGUUCAUCAGAUUCGAAUGUUAUAAUCGGGAAGUUAGUCCUCUUUAGCAAAAGUUUGCCUUCUAAAUAUGAAGAUUGGGAAGCUGGCACCAAAGCUUUGCUUGACAAGGAGUGUCUAAUAGGUGGAGGGUCAAUUGGAACGGUCUAUAGAACUAGCUUUGAAGGAGGGAUCGCAAUUGCAGUAAAGAAGCUUGAGACUCUAGGGAGACUUAGAAACCAAGAUGAAUUUGAGCAAGAAAUCGGGCGCCUAGGUAACCUCCAACAUCAAAACUUGGUUGCAUUUCAAGGUUAUUACUGGUCCUCUUCAAUGCAGUUGAUUUUAUCUGAAUUCAUCCCGAAUGGGAAUCUCUAUGAUAAUCUACACGGAAUGAAUUACCCUGGUACUAGUUCAGGUGUUGGUAAUACCGAACUAGGUUGGUCUAGAAGGUUUAAUAUUGCCCUUGGAACUGCAAGAGCGCUUUCUUACCUUCACCAUGAUUGUAGACCUCCAAUUCUCCAUCUCAACAUCAAAUCAACCAACAUACUCUUAGACGAGAACUAUGAGGCCAAACUAUCCGAUUAUGGUUUGGGAAAAUUGCUUCCAAUUUUGGAUAAUUACGGUUUAACUAAAUCUCAUAAUGCAGUAGGAUAUGUGGCACCAGAGUUGGCUCAAAGUAUGAGACUUUGUGAGAAAUGUGAUGUGUAUAGCUUUGGAGUAAUUCUUUUAGAACUAGUAACUGGGAGGAAACCAGUAGAGAAUCCAACAGUAAACGAGGUAGUGAUUUUGUGUGAAUAUGUUAGAGGAUUAUUGGAGAGGGGCUCUGCGUCAGCUUGCUUUGAUAGUAGGUUGCGCGGUUUCGCAGAAAACGAACUUAUACAGGUUAUGAAGUUGGGGUUGAUUUGUACAUCAGAGGUUCCUUCAAGAAGACCAAGCAUGGCCGAGGUUGUACAAGUUCUCGAGUCCAUCAGAUCUGGAAUUGAAUCGUAGUGAAAGUGCAAAAUGUUAGAUAUGAUUAAUACUGCAAAGGGGACACAGUUGCUACUGGUUAGGGUAAAAAAGAAUAGCUUAAAAACAAGAUCAUUCUUUUGUAUUCAUUUUGCUAUUACCAUCAUUGAUUUGUUCCUCUAUUUGUAAUCUUGUGCAAUAAAAAAGGGUACUCAUUUAUGUGUAUUCUUCUAUUUGUUCA